This is a messenger RNA of Paramecium sonneborni, 2306 nucleotides long. NCBI's taxonomy places the organism in Eukaryota, Ciliophora, Oligohymenophorea, Peniculida, Parameciidae. The record is from the annotation of a GenBank genome assembly.
AUGAGCAAACCAUAACCAAUAUUUAUAUAUGGAAUUAACAUUAAAGAUGAUAGGGGAAAAUUAAAGAAUUGUUAAUUAUGUGGAGCCAAAUUUACAAUGUCAGUAAAAGAACAUUAAUGCAAGAGGUAAUUAAUACAUGUUGAACAUAAGAUGUAAAAGAGCAGUAUGUGAUAAAUGUGCUCCAAAUAAAGCUCAAGUAUAAAAGGCAGAUGGAGUUUCUAAAAAAGCUCAUCGUCUAUGCAAUUUCUGUAAAGAUGUAAUAAUUAUUUAAGAAUUUAGGAAAGCGAUUCAUAAAAAAGGUUCAUAGAACAAUACAAAAUAAGUUUUAAUAAAGAUUCAUUUUCAUAAUAAUGGCUUCAAUCUUUUGGAACUGAUAUUACAAAAGCUCAAAAUGUAAUUACUAUAACUUAAAUUAUAUUUAGGAUUUCUUGAAUGCUCUAGAAGAUGCUAAACUAUCUAAAGAUACAAAUGCUUAUGAUAUAUUUAAAGCAAAAUUAGAAGUAUUAAUAAAUGAUAUUGAUGGAUUUGUUAAUUAUUCAAUUAAAGAGUUUUUAGUUGCUUCUUUGAAAAAUGUGGAAUCAUUUCGUCAAAAAGAAGUGGUAAAGACUUCUAUUUUAAGAGUUGCCGGAACACUUUUAUUAUUGUAUCCUUAAAUAGGAUAUUCUCAUGAACUAGUGCUUAUUACUUAUUUUCUCCUUUGUUUUGCAUCUGAAGCCUCUGCUUAUAUAUUAUUAACUGCUGUAUAUGCUCAUAUUUUACCAUCUUAAUUAUAUCCAAAGGCAAACACAAAAUAUGAUCUAGUUAAUGAAUAUGCAAUUGUUGUUGGUAUAUUAAAAGAUGCUCUUUAAGUUGAUUCUAAUGAUCUGACUGUGAUUAAGAGUUUUCUAUAAUAAAAACUAAAAACCUACUUACUUACAUUAAGUAUUAAUCUCUUUUUAUUUGAAACUACUUUUUUCAUAAUUAGUUCAGUAUUAACAUCUGGAUCUAAUGGUUACAUGGAUUUACUGGCUCAAAUGGCUAUUUUAUGUUCCUUAUCCAAUUAAGAAAUGUAGAAAAAUAAAUUUAAUCAUGAAGAAACAGAAUUAUUUAUGCUCAGAUAACUUCGUACUAAUUAAUUAAGCGUUCUUUAAAAAUAAACAUAAAAUUGCGAUUUUGAAAGUUAUAAGAAAGUUUAUAUUACAACUAGGUCUGAUUCUAUUAAAGUUGAUAAUUUAAAUUUAAAUACUAGAUAAUCUUUGAUCAAACCUGAUAUCCAAAAAAUAAGUGAAAUAAAUCAAAAACUUUAGGAUUAAGUUGAUCGCAGAGAUCAAGAAAUGAAAAAUUUAAAUGAUGAAAUUAUUCAAUUAAGAGAUAAAAUAAAAUAAUUACAAAAAGAAAAUUCUAUACUUAUUAAUUAAAAAUAAAAUAAUGAUGCAGAACUUUAUAAAAUUAAAUUACAUGAAUUAAGAAUUGAUAAUUCUGAGUUGAAAUCCUAGAUUGAAUAGUUAAAAAAUGAAAUUUCUAAGUAUAAAUUAUAGUCAGAGGAGGAUUCUAGAACUAAUACCAAAAAACAAAGAAAUUAAACUGUUGAUAGUGAUUAUGAAAAUGAUUUAGAAGAAAUUUCUUAAUUUAAAUUGAAGUAUGAACAAUAAAUUAGAAAUCUUAAGAAAUAGGCUGAAGAAAAAAAAUCAUAAAAUUAACCAAAUCAAUCAUAAAUUGAUGAAUUGAAAGAAAAUUAUGAAAAUAAAAUCAAGCAACUUUAAAAAUAAAUAUUUUAAUUAUAAUAAUAAAAUAAUGUUGAUGAGAUUAGAGAUUUAAAAAUAUAAAACCAAUAAUUGUAAAUGAAAUUAGAAAAAAUGAAAGAUGAUAAGAAUAAAAGUGAAUUAAUAUAGUAAAAAAAUGAUGAGAUUGAUCUAUUAACAGAACUGAAUGAAGAAUUGACUAAAGAAAAUUAAAGAUUAUCAAAGUAGCUUAGAGAUUUGAAAUCUUAGAGUGGUGCUUCAAGUGCACAAUAUAUAAAAGUGCUAGAAGAGUAAAAUAAAUUAUUAGAAUCAAAAAUAGAAUAAUAUAAUCAAAUAAUAUAAGAACUGGUAACUCAAAUUGAAAAAGUGAAGAUUGAGAAAUAAAAGCAGUUGGAAUUUUCAGAUUUGAAAAUAAAGUAGAAAGAAGAUUUAGAGGAUAUGAAAAUGAUUGUAGAAAUAAGAACAGUUUAGACUCAAAUACUUAAAGGAAUUUUAAAAGAGAACUAAACUUAGUUAAGUGAUUUGAUAAUUAUUAUUACUCAAAUGCGCCAGAUCCUCGAAAAAUCAAAAUAAUUAAAACUUUGA